This is a messenger RNA of Pollicipes pollicipes, 3180 nucleotides long. RefSeq lists its product as uncharacterized. NCBI's taxonomy places the organism in Eukaryota, Metazoa, Arthropoda, Thecostraca, Pollicipedomorpha, Pollicipedidae. The record is from RefSeq and is a predicted model, not a curated record. The transcript has 2 exons. The coding region runs from base 181 to 765 and encodes 194 amino acids.
GUGUGUGUGUGUGUGUGUGUGUGUGUGUGUGUGUGUGUGUGUGUGUGUGUGUGUGUGUGUAUGUGUGUGUAUGUGUGUGCGUACAACCAAUGCAGAUGACGCACCCUUGAAACUCAAUAUCUCGAUAACUAACAGCGUGCGUGCGUGCCAUGCGUCUUGAACAGGUGGUGCUUCAUCAGGAUGCGUCCCAGCGUCCGUUUCCGCGUGCCGGUCUCAUGCUCACCGGACGUUGCCCACAGGUCGGCCUGGAGCCCGUGCGACACGAACGGGGAGCAGCAUCGGGAGCGCCGCUGCCGGGCUGAGUCCGAGUCCGGGGUAUGCUUCGGCGCCCGUCGACAGGACCGGCUCUGCGUCCAGACGAGCCGCCAACUCUCGCAGCCGGCGCCAGCCUUCCAGGUCAGCGGCGGCCACAUGAUCGCCGCGUGUAUCGGCUGCUUCGUGACCGGAGCGAUCCUGGCGGCGGCCGGCAUGUACUUCUGCUUGUCCCGGCGCCGCCAGGUUCGCAUCAAGUCGUCUAAGUACUACAGCAGUCCUCAGCCUCAACUGGCCGAGCCCAACCCCUACGUGGCCAUACGAGACGUGCACGGGGUGCACGAGCUGGCUGAGCUGAAGAACAACAGUCACAAGGAUAGUGCGGCCAAGUACGUCGGCCUGCCCCCAGUUGGGUUCAGCGACGACGCGUCCACAGUGGGGCGCAGCGGCAGUGGUCGCUUCGAUUCAGAGCUCAGCUCAGAUGACGACGCCGGGGGUUGGCCUGGAUUGUGACGUCAUCUGCUGAUGACGUGGGAGAGGGUUGCCGGUCACUGCGCAGUACAAACUUUGGAGCUGUAAUGACAUUUUUAGAGAGAAUGCGUUAUUUUCGGACGACUUGGUGAAUAUUUUUGUUAGGCAGGUACGUGCUAUCUCAACUUAUCGAGAAAGGAUACAUUUCACAAAAUGUGAUAGGACUGUAAUAAUUCACACAGCGAUACUUCUGCGGAUGAUAUGGUCCAGAAACGCUGAGCCGCGUAACCAUCGAGUCAAAACCUGAGCGAUUGAUGGUCGUGUCAAGUCCGGAGAAGAGAAUGGCUGCAUUGUGCGGUGACUGGAUUGUGCCAAGGAUGCAAAGAAUGAUCCUUUUAGGCGCGUAUGACGUUUUUAUCGGCCCAAAUCCGCACUGCAAGAAAAAUGCGCGAUAACACUACCCGGCAGUGAUUAGUGUGCUUAUGCUUGGGUAGUUAUGUCUUGUGACUGGAUGACUAUUGCAGCAUAGGUAUAACAAGAGGCGCGGGUGAGCACAGCCGUCUUGGCCGUGACCGCAGCAUUAUGGCAUAGAAAUAGCUGGAGCUUCACAACGACGGUUGCGGGUCCGGAGACCAAAUCUCCCCCCAAAAGGUGGAGGCUUUUGCUGAUUUCAGCGACUUUGGUGAACGUUUCGUGAUCUUGAUCACACGUUGAGGGAGCCGAAACAGACAUGAUGAGGGUUUAGGCCCUUCAUCGAUGCAAAACUUUGUCCAGGGGCAUGCAUACAUGUCCGUACAUCGACGAUGCUCUACCAUGCAGAGUACAUCGGUGGUUCCGCCGCGAACUAAGCGCUUGGGGACAUAAAUUGUGUAAUGCCUUUCUUGCCAUGCAGCGCCACACUAAUCGCAUAAAAAUCCUCAGAAAGUUCAGGAUUCCCCCCCCCCCCGUCCCCUUCUGUUGCGCUCGCGGAGUAUAGGAUCCCGCGUUCAGCUGAUAGCUGUAGGCUUCACGCACGCAAACCUAUAAGCCUGCAGAAACAUCUGUUGCUGAAGAUAUGAAUGUGUCUUUAAUGGGCAUGCUUUGGCUUACUUAAUUAUAUGAUGUUGCUUACCCGAGAACGGAAAAUUUCAUGAUCUGCCAUGCCAGCGGCUGAAGUAGGCAUGUCCCUACAUUUUCCACACAAGCGUGACGAACUAUGCUACGCAGCCCGGCUGUGCACUGCCGUAGUUUAGCGACUUAGGUGAACCCCGUACCCACAAUCGUCACGGCUGCGCAUUUUGAAACAUUGGUUUAGUUCCGCAUGACCGCAUGAAAAUACACCACGGGAGUGGAGCAAACAAUUUAAAACAACUGUCUGCCACAUUACGGGUAAAUUAUGGACCACGUGUUGGUAGAAAAUCACCAGCAAAUGCGAUCGGUCUAAUAGAUCCGUAAAAUCAUCGUCGGCUCUCAAACAUAGAAAUGACCAAGAACAAGGGCGUAGUUUUUCAAGAUGUGCUGGGAGGAGGGACCGAAUAGCGAAAAAUGACUCAAACUAGCCCGAAAAACACCAACAAAUGGAUCCUUACCCAGAUUGGGGCCGCUCUCUUCUCGAAGUUGUCGGGCAGUUGGCAAUAUGGCGUUUCAUCUCAGACAAAUGCUCUGAUUUACGUACAGUGCAGGGGCGCAGCCAGAGCGUUGGCAACGCAUGAGGAUAGGAUGUGGGGAAGGAUGGAGGAAUGGCUGACAAAGGGCCCCGCUGAUGGUGAAAGACCCCUCCCCAAGAAAAAAUGGCAACAAAUUUGUGGUUAUAUGGCCAACUCUUGUUUGCCCAGUAAUAUUCAGUAUUCAGACAGAACAGAUCAGGGAUAGAAGUCAUGUGACGUUGUUGAUAUAGGGAUAGAAGUCAUGUGACGUCAUGUGAAGAACGGACUAGCAUUUACAGUAACGCGAAGUAGCGUUGGAAUCUGGAGGUGGAAAUGGAAAAGUAAAGGAAGAAUCCACAUUUUUCGUGUUUCCGUAACUUUUAUCUGUGCAGAGAACAGGCUCAAAAUUGCACAUCUAAAUAUGAUACCCUCCGGUUUGAUCUUUCAUCAGCUUUGGAAGCAGCUUUGUUGAACAGCCUUGAAUGGAUUCAUUUUGAGACUUUCGCAAACAUUAUUUCACGAACCGCCAUUCAGUCCAGUCUCCCGCCCACACUCCAGCGCAACUUGUGCUCCAAACUCCAUAACUUCGAUAAGAGAAAAAGGCUUAAAUCCGGCGAGAAGCUCGCUCGAUGGUAUUUUUUUUCGAACUUGGUUGAACUCGGCCAUUUCCCAGUUUGAGAGCCAGUGGUGACUUUACAAAUGUACUUUACCGAUUGAAACUGCUGGGGGCUUCAAGCCUGCGCGUAGUCCGCAAUCCGCCCGUAAUGUGACAGGCGGCAGUUUUAGGCUGUUUGCGCCACGCCUGUGUGGUAUUUUCAGGGGGUCAUGCUUA